Messenger RNA from Oncorhynchus mykiss (rainbow trout), 2643 nucleotides. RefSeq names its product polypeptide N-acetylgalactosaminyltransferase 9-like. Gene Ontology annotation, biological process: protein O-linked glycosylation. Gene Ontology annotation, cellular component: Golgi apparatus. The record is from RefSeq and is a predicted model, not a curated record. NCBI's taxonomy places the organism in Eukaryota, Metazoa, Chordata, Actinopteri, Salmoniformes, Salmonidae. Gene Ontology annotation, molecular function: polypeptide N-acetylgalactosaminyltransferase activity.
GAUAUCAGACAUACCUUGGUUACUGGUAGCCUAUGUCAGUCCUUUUAUCUUUGCGUAACAGUCUUCAUCAAGCGAGCAAGGUAACAUGCGAUUAAGGAUUACAUUCACUUCUCAUUAGUAACGCCUUGGUGUUUUGUUCAUGAUUUUAUGUUAUGAUAUCAAGUGGGGUGACUGAGGAGACCCAGAUGGGGUCUUAGCCUAGACUACACUCGCUUCUUUUGUCCUCGAUUGUACUACUGGCAUCUGGAAACAAGCCCCGCGUUUAGCGCACUGGAGCGAGAUUUACUGCCAUGCUGCUAAGGAGUAAGCAAUCAGUCGCUGAGUAAGCAAUCAGUUGGGGGGCAGGAGUUCGCCCGAAAAUAUCUUCUCUCUUGAACUAAUUUGGAGAGGAUGCCCUGGGCAAUAGAAUGGACAUGUGAUUCUACGUUGGCUUAUUGUUUUUGACAGCCUUCUUGCCCACUCUUAUCGCUGCGGCGAGGAUGGUGCUGAAUGGACAGCUCCUUUGAUGCGCGGGAGCACUGAGGUGGCUAUGACGAGACUACGUGCCAAUACACAUACACAAAUAUUGGCCACUAAACUUGGAGUGCACGUGUUAUUCUUUCAUGGGUAGAUGCUGAAGGAUUCCUCUCGGUUUCAUGGCUGGGGCACGGCGGAUAAAAACUUUGUUGACUUUAAACAUCUGCGUUUUUGUGGGCAUUAUACUGUUCUCGAUUUACUGCAGAAUUCAGGAUCGCUCAGAGGAAUUCAUGAAAAACGGCAGGACUACUGAGCAAAGAUCUAACCGUAGAAAUGGAAAAAUCACUAACUUUGUAGACAAGCAGGCAAUUCUUCAAAGGCUCGAACAUCUUGAGGACGUGGUCUACCAUCAAUUAAACGGGCUGGGAAAGCCGGUUGGAUUGCUGGAGGGACAAAUGGGUCUGAGACAGGGGCAGGCCAGGAACCCUGCAACCCUGAGAAACCCUGUCCGUGACCCAGAUGGGGGAAAAUACAAAGAUUAUGGUUACAAUGCACAGCUGAGCAAUCAAAUCCCUCUGGAUAGAUCCAUUCCCGACUACAGGCCGAAAAAGUGCAAGCUGAUGACUUACCCAGAUGACCUCCCUCAGAUGACGGUGGUAUUCAUCUUUGUAAACGAGGCCUUGUCUGUGAUCCUACGGUCAGUCAACAGCCUGGUCAAUCACACACCUGCAUACGUCCUCAAGGAGAUCAUCCUGGUGGACGACAACAGUGACAGUGUGGACCUAAAGCUGAACCUGGAUCAGUAUGUGAAUAAGAAUUAUCCAGGCCUAGUGAAGAUUGUCAGAAAUAGCAGACGAGAGGGACUUAUACGGGCCAGAAUCCUUGGAUGGAAAGCAGCCACUGCACCAGUUGUUGGCUUCUUUGACGCACAUGUUGAGUUCAACACAGCAUGGUCAGAGCCAAUCCUAACAAGAAUCAGGGAGGAUCGAACACGUAUUAUUCUGCCGUCGAUCGACAACAUCAAGCACAACACGUUUGAGGUGCAGCAGUAUGCUAACGCAGCCCAUGGCUACAACUGGGGCCUGUGGUGUAUGUACAUCAUACCCCCUCAGGCCUGGCUGGACAGAGGAGAUCAGACGGCCCCCAUCAGGACCCCUGCCAUGAUUGGCUGUUCCUUUGUGGUGAACAGAGAAUACUUUAGAGAGAUUGGCCUUCUAGACCCAGGCAUGGAGGUGUAUGGAGGAGAGAACAUUGAGUUGGGCAUGAGGGUAUGGCAGUGCGGAGGGAGUAUGGAGGUUUUACCUUGUGCUCGGGUGGCACACAUUGAACGCACCAAGAAACCCUACAACAACGACAUUGAUUACUAUGCCAAGCGCAAUGCCUUGAGGGCAGCCGAGGUAUGGAUGGAUGACUACAAAUCCCAUGUAUACAUGGCCUGGAAUAUCCCCAUCAAUAACCCUGGGGUUGAUUUUGGAGAUGUUUCUGAGAGAAUCGCCUUGAGGAAGAAAUUGCAAUGUCGCAGUUUCCAGUGGUACUUGCAGAAUGUGUAUCCAGAGAUGCGAGUGUACAACGACACCAUCACCUACGGUGAGGUACGGAACAGCAAGGCCAGUGGCUAUUGCUUAGACCAAGGACCAGAUGAUGACAGCAGUCCAAUUCUCUACCCGUGCCAUGGCAUGACAUCUCAGCUGGCCCGUUACACCUCAGUGGGGCUUCUGCAGCUAGGUCCCCUGGGCUCCACUACGUUCCUGCCCAACACCAAGUGUCUGGUGGAUGAGGGACGAGGGAGGACGCCAAGUCUAAAUAAAUGUGAGGGAAUGUCACGCUCAUCACAGAGGCUUUGGGACUUUACUCAGAAUGGCCCAAUAAUCAGCAGAGACACUGGUCGUUGUUUGGAAGUAGAGAUGUCCAGAGAGGCCAGCUUCGGCCUGCGCCUGGUGGUCCAGAGAUGCUCUGGUCAGAAGUGGACUAUUAGGAACUGGAUCAAACCUCCACGACACUGAGGGUGGUCUCACACUCAAAAGGAGGUACACCAUGUACAGGCCAGCUGAUGUCUACAAAGGGACAUGGGAUCCUUAACUUGUAGCACUUGUACAAUCCUCUUCACAAAGAUUGUGUUCCUUUGGAUUGAGGCUAUAGACUCUGUUGUCUGUCCCUUUAAAGGUCAAGGAAUUUCAAAACAUCUCA